GCAGCUCUGGUUUUUCGGGGGGGUAGAGGAAGAUGAGCCCUUUCUCUUCGACUGAGGGGGGGUUUGCUGCUGUUGCUGUGUGGGGGAGUGGGCUACAUCCUGUGGCGUUUCCUGUGUUUGUAAACUAGACGCUACAGAAGACGUCGGCGAGCAAAGCUGUUUUAGUACUAGAUGAGUGAGGUGGGUGUGGCUUCCCACCAGCCCGACCAUCCUGACUGACGGAUCUGUGGAUGACCUUGUCCCCACCCCUGUCCCUGCGCUCACAUAUACCACAGCAAUGUCACAUCUGCCCAGCAGCUCAGUCCGCGACCAUAUGAAAUGGGCGGGGCUACUUGGCUGCGAAGCUGUCCUCUCCAGCAUGGCCCUGAUGCAGGCCAGCACUAUGGCUGCUCCACCUAAAAAAAUGAUGGCUCCCCUUGGUCACGCACCACCUCAGAGAGAAGGACCUGACCGUACUCCCCAGAGCCAUAUGAUCCUCCCUUCUGGAAUGAGCUGUCCUCCCCUGCUUAUCCGGAAGGAAGGUGAUUUCCAAGCACCCCGCCUGUUGGAUGAGAAGGACAUGAGGACCAACGAAGACAUGCAGCAGAAAAAAAAGAACAGGAAAUCAGUAACGCCCUGUAAAGUGAGAGAACAAGAGGGAAGGGGGGGGAAGGGCACAGGUGGAGAUGAAAACGGUCCUGCGUCCAAAGUACAAAAAAAUUUUAUUUGUGAUCACUGUUACGGAGCUUUUAGAAGUGGAUAUCACCUUAAGAGACAUAUCCUCAUUCAUACAGGGGAGAAGCCGUAUGCUUGUGCCGUAUGUGACAUGAGGUUUAUUCAGCGUUACCACCUGGAGAGACACAGCCUCAUUCACACGGGGGUGAAGCCGUUUGCUUGCUCCAUGUGUGACAUGAGGUUUUUCCAGCGUUACCACCUGGAGAGACACAGGCUCACUCAUACGGGGGUGAAGCCGUACGCUUGCUCCAUGUGCGACAUGAGGUUCUUCCAACGUUACCAUCUGGCGAGACACACCCUCACUCAUACCGGGGUGAAGCCAUACGCUUGCUCCGUGUGUGAUAUGAGAUUUUUCCAACGCCACCACUUGGCACGACACAGCCUCACUCACACGGGGGUGAAGCCAUAUGCUUGCUCCAUGUGUGACAUGAGAUUUUUCCAGAGAUACCACCUGGCAAGACACACUCUCACUCACACGGGGGUGAAGCCAUACGCUUGCUCCAUGUGUGACAUGAGGUUCUUCCAGCGUUACCAUUUGGCAAGACACACCCUCACUCAUACUGGGGUGAAGCCAUAUGCUUGUACCAUGUGUGACAUGAGAUUCAUUCAGCGUUACCAGCUGGAGAGACACAGCCUCACUCAUACAGGGGUGAAGCCGUACGCUUGCACCAUGUGUGACAAGAGGUUUUUUCAGCGCUACCACCUGGCGAGACACAGCCUCACUCAUAUGGGUGUGAAACCUUAUGCUUGCACCAUGUGUGACAUGAAGUUUUUUCAACGUUACCACCUGGCGAGACACAGCCUCACUCAUACGGGUGUGAAACCUUAUGCUUGCACCAUGUGUGACAAGAGGUUUUUUCAACGCUACCACCUGGCGAGACACAGCCUCACUCAUAUGGGUGUGAAACCUUUUGCUUGUACCAUGUGUGACAUGAGGUUCUUCCAGCGUUACCACCUGGCAAGACACAGCCUCACUCAUACUGGUGUGAAACCUUAUGCUUGCACCAUGUGUGACAAGAGGUUUUUUCAACGCUACCACCUGGCGAGACACAGCCUCACUCAUAUGGGUGUGAAACCUUUUGCUUGUACCAUUUGUGACAUGAGGUUUGUUCAGCGUUACCACCUGGCGAGACACAGCCUCACUCAUACGGGGGUGAAGCCGUUUGCUUGUUCCAUGUGUGACAUGAGGUUUAUUCAGCGUAACCACCUGGAGAGACACAGCCUCACUCAUACGGGAGAGAAGCCAUUUGCAUGUGACAUGUGUGAUAUGAGGUUUAUUCAGCGCUACCACCUUGAGCGACACAAGCGUGUUCACAGCGGGGAGAAGCCUUAUCAGUGCGAAAGGUGCCAGCAGAAUUUUUCACGCACAGACCGGCUGCUGCGACAUCGGCGGUUGUGCCAGGGUCGCAGCGUAGCCAAAGUAGAGAACCAGCCGUGCUGCGAACCGCGUCCAUAUCCACAGGAACCGCCCCCUGCACCCCCCACCUGGAGCCCCCUGCACCCACCUCCAGGACGGCUGGCGGUCUGACAUUACGCCUUCCCGGGAUCCAGAACUCCAGCAGAGAUGGGACAAGCCGCAGGGUUUCCUCCCUUCGCCUCUGUGCAGAGUGGCACCACAUUCUAGCGCAGACUGCUCCUUCAGCUCCAGUCCUGGGAUUACUAUUGACAGUGGGGCCGUUGUUUUUUUUCCUGAUUUAUUUUUUUACUUACCUUUCACUGUCUUUUUUUUUUUUAUUUUCCCCCACCCCGAUUCUUAUUUUCAAUGACACUUUUUUUCUGUGACGAACAGUGGUCCAUGGUCCUGGUUUUUGUACAUUUUUGUUCCCAAGGGAAAAAAGGAGGUUUCUAUUACCGAAAAG
Messenger RNA from Cyprinodon variegatus (sheepshead minnow), 2573 nucleotides. RefSeq names its product gastrula zinc finger protein XlCGF57.1-like (gene znf740a). The transcript is spliced from 21 exons. The record is from RefSeq and is a predicted model, not a curated record. NCBI's taxonomy places the organism in Eukaryota, Metazoa, Chordata, Actinopteri, Cyprinodontiformes, Cyprinodontidae. Gene Ontology annotation, biological process: regulation of transcription by RNA polymerase II. Bases 278 to 2242 code for a protein of 654 amino acids. Gene Ontology annotation, molecular function: RNA polymerase II cis-regulatory region sequence-specific DNA binding; DNA-binding transcription activator activity, RNA polymerase II-specific. Gene Ontology annotation, cellular component: nucleus.